AUGUCAUUCACAACAGAAUUUAUAAAUAAAAAUAAAGUCAUAUCAAAUCAAGAGCUGAUUAAGACUUUACAAUCAAACAGUAUAAUAGCUCGUGAUUUACAAUCACUUUUUAUGUUAUUUCUAUCUCGUUUUUUAAUUAUGUUUAAUCAUCUCAUUGGCAGAGAUUCAAUAGAUGAUUUUAAGUUUUAUAUUGAUAGUAGUCCUAAAGAUUCUAUAUAUUUAAAAGAUAAUUAUUCUCCUAAAAAAUAUUUAAUAUUAGAUUAUUCUACUAUAUUUUAUUGUUUAAAUCGUUUUUUAAGAAAAAAAGAAAAACCAAUAGAUAAAUUAAAAUUCACAUUAGAUAAUAGUAGCAAAUAUGAGAAAUCCUAUUAUUUUGUACUUCAACAUGAAUUGAAUAGGAAAAAAUCACACAACUAUGAAAUUUUCUCAUUUCUUAUCGAAAAGCGCUUAAUUGGUUUUUUUAGUGUUAAACAAUAUCGUCAAAUUGUAAAGUUGUACAACAAGCAUCGAAAACUUUCAAUUUCAAUCCAACUAGGUAUAGACCACGAUAUUUUAAAACGUAUUUGUUUAGACAUUGAUUCAGAAUUAGUGGUUGCAUUAAAUGAUCUUGAUUGGGAUUUUACUUCGAUUCAAUACUUUCGUGAAUACGAUUUUGGACAACUAUCAGAUUUGAAAAUAACAUCGAAACAUUAUGAGUGCAGAAUCGAUUUCCUAUAUAGAUGUUGUUUGGACAUAGUAAAAAGGACCACCAAUAGCAAAAUGAAUGAUUUAACUGAACCAUAUUUUAUGUAUAGAUUUUUGUUGGAGAUUGAUUCUGAAUUAAAAAACUUGCAUCGACUUGAAGGUCAAAUAGAUCAUAUAGGAAUUUUACAGAGACUAGUUGAUUUUAAUAUCUAUCAGACAUUUCCUAAAAUGUAUAAUAAUGGGUUUUAUGGCGUGGAUUCAUUUUUCAAGAUUAGUCAAAUGUUGGAAUCAAACCAAACACCACUCGAAUACUUUCUAUUAAAGGAUCCAACUCUCAUGAAUUCUAAUUUUUUAUCAGGUUGGGCAGGGGUCAACAAAGAUCAUUCUGAUGGUAGUGUUUCGGAUGGCACUGAUUCUGAAAUGGGUACUCUGCCCAUUUCCCAAGAUACCGAUGCUGGUGGUACUGUGUCUGUAGCUGAUGAUUCUGUAAUGGAUACUCUGCCCAUUUCCCAAGAUACCGAUACUGGUGGUACUGAGUUUGUAGCUGAUGAUUCUGUAAUGGAUACUCUACCCAUUCCUCAAGAUACCGAUGCUGGUAGUACAAUUCCCCUUCCUAUAGAUAAUGAAUCAGUUCAAGAGCUAAUAAAGCAUUUGGAAUCCUUCACCACAGCAUAUAUACCAUUGUUUUAUGAUCAUUUUACCAACAUCACCAAUCUAUUUAUUCAUCAAAUCAUUCAAUUAAUAACUAGCAAAUUCAUCGAUAAUCACUAUUGGUUUAUAGAUCCAACGAAUGGUAAUCCCGUGAACCCAACUGGAAACGAUGUAUUGAUCGUCACACAUAAUCCUUUGUCAUCGGUCGACCGUCAAUGGAAACCUACUCAAGAGUCAUCAAGUUCUACUAUUCCACCCAAGGUUGUUCCACCAAGGCGCGAGGUUAGAAAUCAAGAUGGAGUCGUAUAUACUAGCUACCUCGAAUCACCGAUGGAUCAAUACAAGCAAGAGUAUGACUUUGGUAAUGCAGAAACAUCCAUAUUGACUGGCGAUUAUUCGUACGAUUGGCGAGAAUGUUGGGAGAGAAUGGAGGAAGAAUGUUUCAAUCAAAAUUUCAUUAAUGACCGGAUCGAGAAAGAAGAUGACGAUGAGGAGGAAGAUUCAAUGAAUGAUGAUCAAGUAUUGACUGGCGAUUAUUCGUACGAUUGGCGAGAAUGUUGGGAGAGAAUGGAGGAAGAAAGUUUCAAUCAAAAUUUCAUUAAUGAACUGAUCAAGCAAGACAAAGAUAAUGUAGAGUAUACAAUGGUUGGUAAUCAUUUAGAUUCAAUGCAAUUUAAUCCACCGUCAAUCAAAAUCAAUCAUCAAUUGUAUCCCACACCUCGUUCAACUUUACCAACUGUUGAUUCCGAAAUCUUCUCUACGGAUGAUUCCGAUCUCUCCUCUUUGAAUGAUUCCGAUCUCUCUUCUGUAGAUGACAUGGAUCUUGAACCGAUAGAUAACACAGAUAGCUCCGCAACUCUAUAUCCGUCAUGGUAUAUUCUAAAGAACUACAGCAACGCUGCUUUGAAUCUAUCGGCACUGGCAUGGCGGACUAAAACUCGAUUCACAUUAGUUUGGACAGAGUUGUGUCCAAUCGUAUUAAGUUCAAUCAAUUGUAUUUCUUUUGUUUUGGAUCCUAUUCUAGAGAAUCACUUGAUCUGGCUCUUGGAGACUGGACCAAGCAAAAUAAUUUUGACUGGAAAGAGAGACCAAAUAAUCUUUGGUAACAUAGUUAAGAAAUUUAACAUUCCAGUGCAUCUCGUAUUUCAAACACUCGGGUUCUUCAAAGUGCUCAUCUUUAUUGGUGGAAAGGUAAAGAAAGUUUACUUUAUCGAACAUCCUUAUAGAAUGAGUCAGUUUUUAGUUCAUACAUUUGUUGAAUUAGGAAUUCAAGAACCAUUGGAAUAUCCAUCACCAAUUGUAGAAACAACAACAACAACAACAAGAACUGCAGAGGUAUCAUCAGCAUCAGCAGCAUCAGCAACAACAACAACAACAACAACAACAACAACAACAACAACACCAGCAUCGACCAACAAAAGAAUGAGAAAUCUAUUUCUCCAAAGAGACAAACAGUGGAUGGAAAAGGAACCACCGACCAACUCUGAACAAGAAUGCAAGAGGAGUUACAUUGAGAAACCAUUUCGAAAGAAAUUGGAAGAUCAAUGUAAUUCUUACAACUAUUCCUUGUUACCAAUUUUUAAAGGUUUGGAACCAGCUAAUUUACUUUACAAGCCAGAUGAGAUCCAUCAAUAUGAACCCGAUAUAGAGAAAAAGAUAAAAAAGAUUUUUGGUAAGAAAUCUAUUUAUCUGAACCAUUAUAUGACGGAUAGUCUUACACUUUAUGUUUCUUUUAAAGUUCCAACGGAAUCUGCUGCUAAAGGUAAAAAGAACAAAUUAAACUGCGACAUAUCAUUGAAAUGUCCAAUGGGUAUCGAUCCAUCACCAUUCAAGAAUCUGUACCUCAAUCGCCCUUUGGAUUUUGAGUUUAACGAUAAAGAUGAAAACGAUGAGCCUGUCAAACACUGUAAAGACCUACUGGAUUCUGUCAUGGUUCUAAAUAGUGGUAGUCACAAGUACCAGAUUCGUUCUUCUUUUUAUGAGUAUAAAAGAAAGCAAGUUUUGGGUAAAGAUUUUAUAGACUAUAAUUCCCAAACCAAUCAUAUUCUAACACUAGCUCCAUAUGAUAAUCUUAUCGCUUUCAGAUACACAGAUCAAUAUGAAACGUUUUUAGAGUACAGAAACCAAAAGAGGUGUUCAAGAAUUAAGAGAUCGAAAAAUUGGAGAGCUGCCAAAAUCUUUACCCAUGCCAUUAGAGAAGUUGAUAGAAGAAUUGGUGAAGAGACGUCAACACCAAAUAAUAAUAGUAGUAGUAAUAGAUUUAGUAUUCUCAGUAUUGAUGACGAUGAUGAUGACAUUGAUGACGACGACGACGACGAUGAUAACGAUGAUAAUGAUAAUAACAACAAUAACAAUAACAAUAAUAAUAAUAUACAAACAACUAAAUUAAGAGGAAAAUCAAAUAAUAUUUAUAAACAACAUGACAUUAAUUAUCACAACUAUCAACAUGCAUUGUCAAUCAUAAUAAAAGAAAUAGGUUUAAAUCUAGCUAGUACACCAAAUCAGCUGCCACAUAGACAUAGAAAUAAUAGUAAAAUCAAUAUAGACCAAUCAGAAUUAAUUAUAAUAGAACAGUAUAUUAAAGAACUAGAGGCUAUUGGUACAGACAAUUGGAAAAAGAGAUAUAGCAAAUUAGUUAAACAACUUUUUCCAAUAAUUGAAUACAGAAGCAACAGUGGUAAUACAGUGAUGGAAUCACUAUUGAAGGAUCUAAUCAAAUGGUUUCAUACUUUUAAGAAUCGUAAAGGAUGGGAGAAGAUUAUCGGAACCAUCUUGGCACGGAAAUCAAUCAAAUUAUUUCCAUCACCACCAACUACAACAGCAACAGCAACAGACAAUACAACGACAGACAAUACAACAACAGACAGUACAACAACAGACAAUACAACAACAACAACAACAACAACAACAACAACAACAACAACAACAACAACAACAACAACAACAACAACAACAACAACAACAACAGCUACUACAACUCCAACUAAGAUAUGUAUUGAUAAAGAUCACCAUAAGUGCAAAGCAAAGGUACCCAACUUUUCUAAUGGACGAGGAAAAGAAACUUUAAGAUGUAGAGAAUGCCUAGAUCGAAAAAAGGCAGAGAGAGACGAUAAGAAAAAGAAGGAAUUGGAAGAGAGGAUCAAGAAGAGAAGGAAAGAGAAGAGAAAGAGAAAGAAAGAAAGAAAGAGAAAGAGAAGAGAAGAGGAAGACGACGAUGACGAUGACGAUAACAAUGACGAUGACGACAACGAUGACGACAACGACAGUGACGAUGACGACAAUGACGACAAUGACGAAGACGACAACGACAAUGACGAUGACGAUGACGAUGACGAUGACGAUGACGAUGACGAUGACGAUGACGAUGACGAAGACAAUGACGAAGACGAAGACGAUGACGAUUCGGACGACGAUGACGAUAACAACUCACCAAUUCCGAAUAGAAGAUGCAAGUGGAAAUGCAGCAAUUGUAAUAUUUUAAAUAACUAUCGUCGAGACAAAAUGUUUCAAGACCGAGGUCGAGUAUGUUUGGCCAAGUGCAAGCAUUGUAAAACAACUAAACCAAUAUUUUAUAGCAAAUCAGUUGCUAAACAAUAUGCCUUGAGAUUGUUAUUUUUCUUUGGAAAUGGUCCUGGCCACCAAGGAUAUGUCUCAGGGAUGAAAGGUGUAAAACAUGCACCCUACGUCGCCAGAGACAUGCAAGCUCUCAAACAAUAUAUUUUUACUGUAACCGGUGUGAUGGUGGAUCAAUUCGUAGUAGAUGAAUAUAAUACUUCUCAGAUGUUUUCACCAAAACUAAUAGAGAACGAAGAGAUAUAUUUAAAGAAUAGAUCACACUAUGAAAAGUCCAAGGUGGAAGCAUAUAUUAAAGAUCCAUCCUGGGAUCCGCAUAGUCGACAAUCCGAAUCUAAACUGCGUUACACUCGUAAGAUGUACCAGGUGAAUGACCAACCGGUCUAUAUCAAUCGUGACGUAAAUGGUGCUAACAACAUUCUGUUGGCAGGUAUGCGUCAGUUCGAACGUCCAUUGAACAAAAAUGGACGAAGAUUCACUCUACUCAUGAAAAAACGAGGUGAAUUAACUACGGCUGAGGAAUGCGACGAUAAUGCAAGUAAUUAUUAA
Heterostelium album PN500 is the source of this 5457-nucleotide messenger RNA. RefSeq names its product VCBS protein. Lineage: Eukaryota; Evosea; Eumycetozoa; Acytosteliales; Acytosteliaceae. The transcript has 15 exons. Bases 1 to 5457 code for a protein of 1818 amino acids. The record is from RefSeq and is a predicted model, not a curated record.